GUACGUUGGCCAUCAACGUCAAUCGUCAAUUCAUUAUAGCUACUUGUUCUAGCUACUUACUCACCACAACGAAUCUACGCGCGCACGAUCACGACGACACCGGAACCGCCUCCUCGAAUCCCAGCAUCCGCGUGAAUACAAAGGAAAAGCGAGUAGGAGAGCAGGGAGGAGCAGAAGAAGAAGAAGAAGAGCAAUGGACCCUAAACACCGCAAUGCCGCCGCUCUACACAAGCGCGCAGACGACCUAAUCCGGCUCUUCCUACAAAACUACCAAUCCAUCCUCCAACGCAUCGGCCCAUCCUCAACGUCCAUAACCAGCAACAACGAUACCAACAACAACAACAAUGAUGAGGACAGCAGCAAAGUAAGACAAGGACAAGGAGAAGAAACACAAAGGCAAACCCCAUACAGCGAAAUCGCGUACAGAGAAUUAUCUAUAAAAGAGGAUACCAUGAAUAUUAUCAAAGCGGCGCAAUCCUCAUCAACCUUAAUCCGCGAUCUACAAGAGCUAUGGCUCUUCGGGAGUCUAGAUACAGUUGCGGAUCCCGCAGACUUAAUCGAAGAACGUGAAAUGGCGAUUCAGAUUGCCGAUGUGAUUGCGGGGUUGGCUAGACGGGGUCCUUCUUUUUUUUCUGACUGA
Messenger RNA from Periconia digitata, 640 nucleotides. NCBI's taxonomy places the organism in Eukaryota, Fungi, Ascomycota, Dothideomycetes, Pleosporales, Periconiaceae. The record is from the annotation of a GenBank genome assembly.